AUGUCGCAACCCGUGUCCUUCAAGGAUCUCGGAAACGAGCACUUCAAAGCCGGGAAGUUCAAGGAGGCAGAGCAACUCUACACCCAGGCUAUUGCUGAACACUCCCGCUCCGAUCCCAAAGUCUUUGGCAACCGCGCACUGACACGCAUCAAGCUGUCAGAUUGGCCUGGCGCCGAAUCUGAUGCCCGUAAGGCAAUUGAGCUCUAUGGACCCGGGAACAAGACGAAUCUCGUCAUGAAGGCACACUUCUACUUGGCACAGGCCUUACUACCCCAGCGACACGUAGGGGAAGCGCUGGACGAAGCCAAGCUCGCGUACACCAUGUGCAUAGAAAUACAGGAUCCUUCGGCCGACCUGAUCGGGAUUUUUAUACUGAGAGCCAAGCAGGCAAAGUGGCAGGCCAAAGAAACAGCCAGGUUAAGGCAGCUGAAUGAGACGCUGGCGCUGGUAGAGGAUCUUCUUGACGCUCAGUUACAGCGGGAUGUCGAUGCGGUUGAAGAGAGGUUCAAGAAUGGAGAGAUUGGCGAGACCGGGCGGAAAGAGGAGAUUGACGAGUUGCGAAAUGAGGCUGAGGUAAGAAGAGCGAAUAUCAGACGGGGCUUUGAGGACAGUAAGAGACCUGAGACGGUGGAGAGGGUCGUCCCGGACUGGCUGAUUGACCCCAUCACGUUCGAAGUCAUGCACGAUCCGAUAGUAACACCGACAGGUGUUUCAUACGAGCGUGCGUCGUUGUUAAAGCACAUCAAGGCAAAUGGAUGCGAUCCACUCACGAGGCAGCCUCUGCGAGCGGACCAGCUGAUCCCAAAUGUUGCACUGAAGAAUGCUUGCUCAGAGUUUCUGGACAAGAAUGGGUGGGCGGCGGAUUGGUAG
Molecule: messenger RNA, 870 nt
Organism: Cladophialophora yegresii CBS 114405
Lineage: Eukaryota; Fungi; Ascomycota; Eurotiomycetes; Chaetothyriales; Herpotrichiellaceae
Exons: 3
Coding region: 1-870 (289 amino acids)
Biological process (GO): protein polyubiquitination; cellular response to misfolded protein; positive regulation of proteolysis
Cellular component (GO): cytoplasm
Molecular function (GO): ubiquitin protein ligase activity; protein-folding chaperone binding
Source: RefSeq, a predicted model, not a curated record